AUGGUGACAGUGAAGUGGUUUUUGGAUCUUGGAGCCCCUUUGAAAGGGCCUGUCCUUGCCAAGCUCGUUCGACACGAGAAUGAUAGCUUCAUGCUGGCAAUGAUCCGUAGUGUGGCAGAGGUGAACACAUUGGGUUACAGCCAGGCUCUGCAGUGGUCAGUUUUCCUUGAACGACUGAAUCUGGCAGUCGCGCUGAUCGAAAGGGGCGCCAAAGGCAAUGGUCCUCCAGCAUGGAGUGGUGGACUUCCCAGCAGUACACUCCAACUGGCCUGCGAGGCCGGCGCCCCACUCUGGUUCAUCAGGUUUGUGGUUGACCAGGGAGCAGACGUAAAUGCUCCCUUGACAUCAAACAAAAGGCCUACGGUACUUCAAGCUGCUUGUGAUAAUGGCGCUCAACUGUCGCACAUCAAGUUUCUUCUCGAGAAGGGAGCAGAUGUGAAUGCUCCGCCCGCUCCAGAAGGUGGAUUCACGGCGCUUCAGUACGCGGCAAGAAACGGUUUGAUGAACAUAGUAACACUGCUGCUGGAUCAUGGAGCCGACGUGAAUGCACUGAGCGGAUAUUGUCUCGGUAACGCAUCUCACAGCUUCACGCGUGCAAUCGAUCUUGCCGCGAAGCAUUCCAGGUUGGAUAUGGUCCACUUUCUAAUCGCAGCAGGUGGGAAAAGUUCUCAGCCGGGCUCCACAGGUUUUGAAGGCGCUAUCGAAAUCGCAACUCGUGAGAGGAACUUUGCCAUUCGUUGCCUUUUACAAGAAUAUGCCCACUCUUGCUCUGGAGCUCCAAUGGAGGCGGAAAGAAGAUGGCUGCGGGCAAAUCCUCAUGCAUGCCUGUACAAUGGCAGGAUACAGGACACAGGCUGGGUAGCUUUCGUGAAAAGGACGGGCGGGGACAGCAAGAGCAAGUCCAGGAAGUACAUAAAGGAGCAAGUAGGUUAA
Diaporthe citri is the source of this 933-nucleotide messenger RNA. RefSeq lists its product as uncharacterized. Gene Ontology annotation, molecular function: RNA nuclease activity; protein binding; RNA binding. The record is from RefSeq and is a predicted model, not a curated record. NCBI's taxonomy places the organism in Eukaryota, Fungi, Ascomycota, Sordariomycetes, Diaporthales, Diaporthaceae. Gene Ontology annotation, biological process: RNA processing. The transcript has a single exon. Bases 1 to 933 code for a protein of 310 amino acids.